AUGUCCACACCAGUGGAAAGUGUGUGCUGCAAGGAGCAGUGCAAGGUCAAAGAGAAGGCUGGGAGCCUUCCCUGCAUCACGGCACACAGGCUCUUCGAGCUGUACUGCCUGGACAGGGAUAUCCUGGACUUAGAGUACAGGAAGCUGAGAGUCUGCCGGCCUCUCAGCACAAGAAACAUAAAGGAGAUAAAUGCUAAGUACAGGUACACGGCAUACUGCCAAUUUGUUUGGUGGAUACACGGAAGGCUCGGAAAGGAGAACCGGGUCACCUUGCCCAGCUGCGUGGUGACCAGGGUCCGCAAAGAGUUCCCCGCCCCGAACCCUGCAGACUACACGGGCUUCAAGCAGUCAAAGUGCUGA
This is a messenger RNA of Ixodes scapularis (black-legged tick), 360 nucleotides long. Its product is annotated as P2X purinoceptor 7-like. NCBI's taxonomy places the organism in Eukaryota, Metazoa, Arthropoda, Arachnida, Ixodida, Ixodidae. The record is from RefSeq and is a predicted model, not a curated record. Bases 1 to 360 code for a protein of 119 amino acids. The transcript has 2 exons.